Messenger RNA from Malaya genurostris, 5432 nucleotides. It is a transcript of the gene retn, whose product is annotated as protein dead ringer. Gene Ontology annotation, cellular component: nucleus. The coding region runs from base 1051 to 3744 and encodes 897 amino acids. Gene Ontology annotation, molecular function: DNA binding. The record is from RefSeq and is a predicted model, not a curated record. Gene Ontology annotation, biological process: regulation of transcription by RNA polymerase II. NCBI's taxonomy places the organism in Eukaryota, Metazoa, Arthropoda, Insecta, Diptera, Culicidae. The transcript is spliced from 10 exons.
CUUUGUGCCCGCAUUCGUAUUUGGCCCGUCGUCUCACAUUGGUGGCGGUGGCGGUGGCGCGCAUAACAUGUUGUAUUCGUUCGUCUCUCUCUCUUUUUUUUUUUUUUUUUUAUUUGCUGUGUCACUAACGUGACAGGCUAAGGCCAGUAAUGUCUCUCUCUCUUUGUCCACAUACCUAUCUGUCUGUUGCUAUCGGGCGGGCGUGAGGCGAUUUUUUUUCGUGGCCAUACAAUCGAGAUCGGGCUAUCCUUCCACGGUGGAUUUUAUGUUGCACUCGAUUCGAGAAAAAAAGUGGAAUUAAUUAAAGUGGUUGAACUUUCUGGCCUAAUCGCCGCAUCCAGACACCGCAGUUAGUUGAACCGUAGUGUUGAAGUAAAAAAGUGUGCUUUUUGUUUUUCUGCGGAUUUGCAAUGGUGGUAAAUUGUCCUGUUUACUGUUUUGUUUACUUGGGCACUGUUUGUCACCGGAGCUUGAAACUUGUGAAGUGUCAAUCGUCGGCGUCGACGCCAGCCACUUAUGUUGCUGCUAAGGAGGCGCUGUCACAGGCGUAUGCUUCCAUUAUGUUUGCACGUUGCUAAGUGAACAAAGUAAUUUCCUAUUGGGUAACACCGGUGUCCUGGUGUGUGAGUGUUUGGUUCAGAUGAUUUCUGUUUGUUUGAUAAUUUGUGCUAAAAAGUGUUGCGUCAAUCACUAAUGGAUUUUAACCAAAUCGUGAAAAUUUCGGAAACAAGAAAAAUCACGAAACUUUUUGGGUCGAGAAAAUAAGCAGUGAAUCGAUCGAAAUGGUUCGUUAUUAAUUGUGAAGCAUAAUUGAGUAAAUGUGGAAUAUUUGCAAACCAUGAAUUUGUAACAGUGUUUCAAUUUUUAAGUUAAAGCAAAGUGAGAUUAUAAUUUUGGAGCUGGAUCGAUCGGAAAUCGAUUUGAAAUUGAACCAAGAAAUUUAUCGUGCAGUCGCUCAAGCCUGAGGACGAUCACGGUCACGCCGGGAAAGGUGCUCCGAGCGGCGACGGAGGCGUUAAUGAAACUCAGACCGUCGCAGCAGAAGUGAAAAUGACAUCCGGGAUGGAGUUUGGCCGCAGUCCAGAUCAUCACUCAGAACUGAACAGCAGUGGUAGCGCCCAUGUACCGCACUUUGGUCAGAACCAUCCGUUGGGGGUACUGGGAAAUCUCACCGCACUUAAUAUGAACGUACAGAACCUGCCCGGACUGUCGGGUCUGUCUAGCCUGCAGCACGGGGAUGUGUUGGAAAAGCUGAAAAUGCAGGUGCGUGACAUGAAAGUGGGCCUGAUGGGUGAGCAGAGUGAUUUUGCGGCAUUGCAUGCUAGUUUCGGUGCAAGUGCUCUGCAGCAACAGCAGCAACAACAACAACAACAACAGCAGUCUCAUUUAACCGGAAGUGGCAGUGCGUACGGUAAUGCAGAUCAGAGAUCUACCGGUCCGAACAGUGGUGGCAGUGUUGGGGUUGGUGGAAAUUCAGCCAAUGGUAGCAGCUAUCCGUUCACACUUCCCAACCCGCCGUCAAUCAGCAAGGAUGCGAACCCGGGUUCGAAUUCGUCGACCUCGAGCGAGACAUCCAACUCAUCACAGCAGAACAACGGCUGGAGCUUUGAAGAGCAGUUCAAACAAGUCAGACAGCUAUACGAAAUCAAUGAUGACCCCAAAAGGAAAGAGUUCCUCGAUGAUCUCUUUCUUUUCAUGCAAAAACGAGGAACUCCAAUCAAUCGUUUGCCCAUCAUGGCCAAGUCGGUGCUGGAUCUGUACGAACUGUACAACCUGGUGAUAGCCCGCGGUGGACUGGUGGACGUGAUCAACAAAAAGCUGUGGCAGGAAAUCAUCAAGGGAUUGCAUCUUCCUUCGAGCAUCACUAGCGCCGCCUUCACACUUCGAACACAGUACAUGAAGUAUCUCUACCCGUACGAGUGCGAGAAGAAGAACCUCAGCACACCGGCAGAACUGCAGGCCGCAAUCGACGGAAAUCGACGCGAGGGACGACGCUCCAGCUACGGACAGUUUGAUUCGCCAUCGGUUCAACGUUCGCCUAUUCCACAGAGCAUCCAGCAGAUGUCCCCGCUAUCGCUGGUCACCCAUGUCAAUCAGCAGCAGCAUCACCGCCUCCUGGGGGCACCGAAUGUCGGUCAGAUGCCGAACAUACUGCCGGCCGAUUUCGAACAGCGCAUGCUCGACUACAUCAAACUGUUCCAGCCGAAGGAGAUGAAACGAGAGCAAAGUCCGGACCAGAUGACCCCACGGGAUGCCCUCAAUGCACUGGAGAUGUCUCGCGUUGCGCUGUGGAACAUGUACAACAACAAUACGAGCCCACCGAACUCGCUCAACACAAGCCCACCGGAAAUGCAGAGUUUGUUUCAUUUCAGGGAAGCCCUCAAUCUGGCGGAAUCACCUCCGCACCACAUGUCGAUCAAGCGCAAACAGGACCACCCGAUGGACUUCACCGAUCACUCCGGUGUCCGUGACUAUCACAGUGGAAUACCGCUGGCAAAACGUAGCAACAACAAUUCAAUUGCUGCCGUUGCAGCUGCCCAGUUGCAACAACAACAGCAUCAGCAGCAGCAGCAGCAGCAUCAAUUGCAUGGCCACAAUCGCUCACUGACCCCACAGAAGUUGAAUUUAUCCUCGCACGACGAAGACGAUGUCCAUUCCGAUGGAACACCAAUCAAUCUUCGCGGUGGAGAAAAUGGUCUUCGUCACCACGACGAGGAUAUCAUCGAGGACGAGGAAGAAGACGAGGAUGAGGACAUGACCAUGGCUGAUGAUGCCCAUCCGUUGGCGUUGAACAGAAUUACCGAACAUGCGGCUGCCCUGGCUGCCGCUCAGAGAGAACGCGAACAGGUCCAAGUCAAUCAUUUGGCAAGUUUGAAUCUGAGUCUGUUGGAACGUGAACGGGAACGGUGUGACAGUGCGGACAAACUUAAACGUCAACAGCAGUUGCAAUUGGAACAACUGCAGAGGGAACAGCUGCUACAUCACCAGCAGCAACAGCAACAACAACAACAACAACAGCAGCUUCAGCGCGAACGUGAACGUGAACGUGACCGGGAAUUGCAACGGGAACGGGAGCGAGAACUUCAGAAGCAACAACAGCAGCAAAUCCAAAUGCACCAGGAACAUCAACAGCUACAGGAACAAACCCGUCAGAACGGCGAUCGUCUCAGUGGAACGGAACUAGAUAGUGGAUGCAACAACACCAGCACCAGCAGUGACCACCAGAACCGAUCCGGAUCGAUGCACGAUACCUACAGUCCAGGUACUUCAGCGCCAACGGUCGGUCUCGUGGGUAUGCAAUUUAAGCUCAUCAGCAGAGGUGACGCCUCCAAAGGAGACCAACAACUGGUGGUUUCAAUGGAAUUCAACGGUGUCCAGUACGAGGGUGUCCUAUUCGCUAACCCUUCGACCGGCGCCAAUUCCUCAUCAGCAGCAGCAUCCAGCAGUAGCAGUGCUAAUAUCAACCAUGGUUCCAGCAACAUCCCAACAUCCUCCCCGCUUCUGGUGACGGCUACCGGUGGAAUGCCGCUGGGUUCCCGGUCGUCAUCAUCGCCGGCCGGCAGUGUGAACAGUAACAGUUCCACCUCGGUUGCAUCGCCCGGUGGAUCGUCAAUAAUUUCACCGGCCAAAACCAACAGCUCCUCGAUAGGUGCAGACGAGGCGCUGGCAGCGGUUGCCGGUCUCAAUGUCCAUCCACCACCGCCACCACCACCGGUGAUUGCGCCGAGGCCGCUAGUUUCUUAAGCAUGCAUGCAUUAUUGGCCCUCUUUCGCUACCGGUCGGUAGCAAACUCUCGCAAUCUUAAAACAAUAUUUUUUCGAGCUCUCGAAUGUUGCAUUUUUUGUGCUAUUUAAAAAAAUGUUUCUGUUCAUAACGAAACCAACCGCUUGAAACUUUAGGUAAUGAUUAGUUUAAAUUUUAGAGCAAAAUGACUCAAAUGUUUUGUCAGUGUAAAAGCAUGUGCGGCUAGAAGUGAUGCGAUGCUAGGCCGAACCGCUAGGUGGCGAUCGGUGACGGCGUGUUUUUGUCAAUUGUCGCUGAGCUUUUGGGGGUUGGUGUCUCGGCUCAUCAUCCAAUUCAGCAAACGACACGUCAACACACUGAGUAGAAAGGAAUCACUUUUGAACCAAAAAUUAUUUUUAACUUGUUUUUAUGAGAAAAUGGUCUUAACCGAACAAAUGGUAGCAGCUGUAGGCGAGGUGUAUAUGUGUGAAGCUUAUUAUAAAUGGAUAAGCUAGAACUAGCUUAGUAGCACCUAAACACAUACACAUACACAUACACACAUACGUGUAGGCAGUUAAUGUUAGAGCAAAAAAAAAAUGAUGUGAUUAUUUUUACUUGAUUUUAGACAUAGACAGAUAAUUAAUCGAGACUGUAGAAAUGCAACGAAUUUGGUUUUCCGUUCAACAUUUGUCACAAUGGUGUUUGUGUGCUAGAGCCUGGGCAAGCGUUUUGAAAACUUGCCGUAUGUAUGUAUGUAUGAAUACAAUUUUACCUACUUAACGAGAGGCAACCGAUCAAACAUAAACUCUCUUACGAUUCACGAUAGAAAAGGGUGAACAUGGAAAAAUGGUGAAUUUAGAAGUUGGUCACUAACAGAUGAACAAUCAGUCAUCGAUAUUUUAACUACUCAACCGCAUGCGUAGAUUAGAGCACCUCAGUUUCAGUUUGAGCUGAAUGAAUGAACAACGAAAAAUUAAACUUACGAAUGUUUUCCCUGUUAUCAAGUGUAUGCAAUGGUUUCUCAUUUUUUUUGUAAGAAACGUAAAAUAACAACAAACAAACAAACAAAAAAAAACGAACACGAAAAUAUCUCUUGCAAUAUAAGUUAAGACAAAUUCAAAUCAAUGACAAAAAAAACACACACAACAAAGUUUUAAAAACAAGAACAAAAGUGUGUAUCAUUAGGUUUUUUUUCCCCUAUAGUAUCACUAGUGAAGGUAGAGAUGCAUAGAUUUUAGUUAUGUGCUCUUUUGACUGUAGGUAUUUUUAUUAUUUCCAUGUUUAUUAUUAUAUUUUCUUAUGAAACGACAAAUGUUCAAGUAAACUAUUUAAACUAAAUCGAUGAUAGCCCUAGCAGUAGUAGAAGUUACAAGUUAGUGUUUAGCAGAAAAGACAUGACCGCUUGCAUACAUCACAAAAGGAACCGCAGAUUCAUUCGGAAUCGAAAGUCAUUUCUACACACUUGGACACGCAUAUGCAAAACAAAAAAAACAAGAAAACCCACAUGAACACCCAAUAAGCUAGCUGUAAUAAUAUUAUGGUAUAUUGAAGAACAAAACAUAAUCGCUUUUAUUCUGUCCCCAAACGGUUGCAAAAUGAUCCGUUACCUUUCCUACGCGUCGUAGGCGACGGUUACAUCCUUUUUUUUAUUUGAAAUGUGGAACAAUUUGAUCUUUAAUAUAGAAAAAUGUUUUAAAGUAAAAAACCCA